Messenger RNA from Acanthosepion pharaonis, 591 nucleotides. Lineage: Eukaryota; Metazoa; Mollusca; Cephalopoda; Sepiida; Sepiidae. The record is from the annotation of a GenBank genome assembly.
AUGGAGAUCAUUCUCCACUCUCUUUCUUUCUUUCUUUCUUUCUUUCUUCCUUUCUUUCUUUCUUUCUUUCUUUCUUUCUUUCUUUCUUUUCUUUUUUUUUCUUUUCUUUUCUUUUCUUUGUUUCUUUCUUUUCUUUGUUUCUUUUCUUUCUUUCUUUCUUUUCUCUUAUUUUCUUUUUUUUUUUUGCCUUUUAUUCCAGGGAAAAAUUUAUUUUUUAAUUAUCAUUCAUAUCAUGACAUUCUUUCUUUCUUUCUUUCUUUCUUUUAUUUCUCACCCUUGAUCUAUCUUUCAAUCUAUAUAUCUCCAUUCAUAACUAUGCAUGUACAUAUAUAUUUUAUUCUAUUCUAUCUAUCUAUCUAUUUAUCUAUCUAUCUAUCUAUCUAUCUAUCUAUCUAUCUAUCUAUCUAUCUAUCUAUCUAUCUAUCUAUCAAUUUCAUUCAGAUUUCAUUUCAUUAUAUGCAUAUAUCCUAUUCAUAUCUAUUUCGCACACUCUCUGUAUUCAUGACAGUCUAUCCAUCUAACACAGUCUGUUCUUAUCUAUCUAUCUAUCUAUCUAUCUAUCUAUCUAUCUAUCUAUCUAUCGCAGUUUAA